UCCCCUUCGCUCUCUCCCUCUGCGCUGGCUCUACUGCUGCUAUUCUGGGAAGCGGCGCUCGGAAUAACCCCCAGUGCGCGCGUGCGUUUCUGCGUGUCCGUGAUUGCGCUUGCGUGUGUGCGUCCUGGAGCGUGUGCGUCGUGCGUGUCUCCUGAUUUCACCCUCGCCAACAAACAGACACUGACUGACAACACACAGACAUUUACAGUGGCUGCGGCGGAGCUAGGAGCGCCGAGCCGAACGGAUUCACGCUCGUUUUUACGCUGAACUCUCCGCUUUUUCCGCGGUGUUCAGCCUUCGCUCUGUCCUUUCUCGCCGCGGUUUUCUGGUGGAACUACACCCUUGGUCUAUUGGCGUCUUGUCAAGCCACAGCCAGGCGGAACCCAGCUGUCCUGUCACUUGUCCUUUCGCUUCCUUCGUGUUGACAUUCUGUCCAAAGGGGCCAGGAACAACUUUGUGGACAAGAGGAGCAGCUUCUUUCAUUAUCAGAUCCCCAUGAACCAAUGCUUCAGCUAAACCCAACUGGACAGACUCAAGCUAAAACCAAACUGAGCAUGUGCAGAAAAACAGAUUGCCUGUUGGACAAGGUGAAUGACUUCUGAAUCUACCAAACGUGGAUCUACUUGCACUUUUACUCAAAAAAGAUCAUUUGGCUUUGGCUUUGCAACAACUGGAGAAAUUAUCAUGUUUACAAUAUCAGAAUCAGAGCGCUACAAUGCUAAUGUUGCCAUUUGAUGUUCCUGUGUUUUUGCUUACUCAUAUUUUGGUCCAGUGCAGCAAUGGACCAGAGCUGAACUUGGCUUUAGCCCCAAAACUUUGAGCUAUGAUGUUAAUGAGCUUUGGGACUUUUUAACUGUCUAAAUCUCCCCAACUUCCCCCCUUUUCAAACCUAAGAAAGAGCAUUACACGAUGGAAGCUCAGGAGUCAGCUUCCGGCGGCGGGCAGAAAUGCCAAAGCAAAGAUGCAAUGAAGGACAGGGCAACUUUGCAAAGGAAGUGGGCAUCAGAACCUACAUCCACCAAACGAAGCACUUUUGCUGAUCCAGAGGCUAAGAACAGAGAGAGCUUACCUUGUGGUGCUACCGGUGGAUCUGUGCCACGACAGAAAUACGGUAUGAUAGGAAAUACUGGGAAAAUGCUACCGGGACACUCCACAAUUGGAAGUCAAGGGCAAGAAUCGCAAGGACCAUAUGGGCAAGGAUUUCCGAGGGGAUAUGCCUACCAGAUGGGCCAGCAGUAUCCACAACAUCCAACAACAGAGCAGCGGUUCUUGUCCGGAGCCAAACCUCAGCCAGGACUCGAACCUCAUGCUUGGCCCUUUGCCGGACAGCUCCCUUCAGACGAGUUAUUUGGACAUCCUGGGCAUACGCAACCACAUGCAUCUGGGGCAGGACGCUUUCCAAGGCAAAAAUCACCAAGUUUACCCAGUUCUUUCGGGCAGUAUUCCCAAUCGGAUUCCUUGGAAGAGAGUCAUGGCAAGAAAGACCAAAAGCCAAAAAAGCCCGGGAAGUAUAUAUGUCACUAUUGUGGACGAGCUUGCGCCAAACCAAGUGUGUUGAAAAAGCAUAUCCGGUCACACACAGGAGAACGACCCUACCCAUGUGUGCCGUGUGGAUUUUCCUUUAAAACUAAAAGCAACCUUUACAAACAUCGCAAGUCCCACGCUCACGCCAUUAAAGCAGGUCUGGUGCCGUUUUCUGAGUUGGCCGCAGCCCGAGCUGGAGAGUUGGACCAGGCAUCUCCAUCAGGGGAAGCAGAGGUGCACUCAGACGGAGAGCAGAGCACAGACACGGACGAGGAGGGGGUGGAAGGAGCCACAAUGCUGAUGGACAAAGGGAGUCCUGUACCACAGAUAUCCUUUGAGGCUGGAAAAAAUGCAGGUGGUGUGGAACCCGCCUAUGCAGACUCAGCUGAAGAGUUAUCCAUGGGAGCGAUGAAAGUGCCUAUCCUGAUCGUUCCCAAACCUGGAGCUGUCCCUUCUCCAGGAAUGGAAUGCCCCCCUUUCCAAGACAUCAAAACCUCACACCACAUGCUGGGUUCUCAAGCUGGAGGACGGGUGCACUCUCUGGAUGACCCCACUGACAUAAAAAGGUGUCUAGCCAUGAGAAUAAAAGAUAAGAAAAGUCUAGAUUCAGAUCCCGCAACCCAAUCGCUUAACCUCUUGAGCCCAUGUAAAGGCAGUACGGACUCAGGGUACUUUUCCCGUUCUGAAAGUGCAGAACAGCAAAUUAGCCCUCCAAAUACGAAUGUCAAAACUUAUGAAGAGAUUAUGUUUGGUAGGACAUGGUACUAUCGCCCAAAUUCUCGAACCAGACAGUCCAUAACAGUAGGAAUGGCUGGUGCAGACCCCAACACUCUAGCUAGCUUAAAGCAAAAAGGUGCUAUUAUGGACAUGGUAAAGCUACACGAAGAUAUAUGUUUUAGAAGUGAUGUGGGUGUAUCUGGAGACCCGAAGCAAUAUCUGCCUGGACCUUGUCAAAGCAGCACCGGACUCCUUGAACCUCCUUCUGAAUCAAGUCACCUCACUAGAAGCAACUCAAUGCCAACUCCAUCACCACCAAACCUUAGCAUCCCGCCUGGAAUCCGAGGCAGCCACUCUGUUGAUGAAAUGAUGCCUCCGGAUGAGGUAUUUUACCCAUCUGCGCUUCGGAUACUCAGAAGACAGAAGGCAUUUGAGCAUUCAGGCAACGAAGCUCAUGUUGGAGAAGCAAUGGGUGGCAAAAUGGUUGGCUCGCAAGGUACGAAAGUUAGCAUGUCUGAUCUAGCGACAAGGAAACGCAGAAAGGUCAUUAGUGUAGGCGAUGAGGAGGAUAGUCCAGGGCAUUGCGAUAGUAGCUGUAGUGGCUCAGUUGAAAUGGCAGUAGAUUAUGAAUUUAAAGGUAGUCUUGAUGGCGCAAGAAGUACUCCAACAGGAAAAGGGUCUUUCCAUAGCCAGUCUGACAGCUUUGAUACAUGUGCCAGUAUGUGCUCUGAAGACAUUGCACUUUUUAAUGAGUUGGAAGGCCGUAAAGCAGCCGGGAAUGUUAUAUCUGUCAUCCAACAUACCAAUUCACUUAGCAGGCCAAAUUCUUUUGAGAAAUCAGAAUCUUUUGAACAGCAAACAUAUCAGGAUAGGCCCCCAAUUACCCAGUGCUCGGAACAAUCGGACAAUGAAAUUUAUGAGGAUGCUUUGAGUCCAGAAUCAGUUUAUUUUAGGACAGAAAGUAUGGAGCAACAGGUGCAAAGUGAUAGUGACCUAGCAUCUCAUUCGUCAUCAUCAGCAGCACCCUCUCCUGGACAGCCGUAUCAUAUACCACACAAGCUAGUACGCCAACCUAACAUCCAAGUUCCAGAAAUCAGGGUGACAGAAGAGCCAGACAAGCCAGAGAAAGACUCAGAAAUGCCUGCAUUUAAGGAACCAGAAAAAACCCAACCCCAUCAAGAGGAGUUUCAGUUGCCACAAAGGAGCGAUACAUUGUCGCAAAUGCCGUCCGAGAAACUCCCACCCAAAAAGAAGAGGUUGAGGUUAGCAGAUAUGGAGCACUCAUCAGGGGAGUCCAGUUUCGAGUCUACCUGUACCAGCCUGUCCAGGAGUCCAAGCCAAGAGAGCAACCUGUCCCACUCCUCAUCAUUCUCAAUGUCGUUUGAUAAAGAAGAAGCAAUCAAGUCGAUGUCGCCAACCAAACAGGAUGACUCAAUGGCCAGUGGGCCUAAGCAGUCUGAGUUUCUGACAGUACCGGGCAGUGGUCAUUCAAGCCACCACCAGCAAAGAGAGAUGAGGAGGUCUUCUUCAGAGCAAGCCCCGUGCACUUUACCAUCAGAGUUACCAGAAAUGAGGAGCAAAUCCUUUGAUUAUGGAAGUCUAUCCUCUUCGCGACAGGGAGAGAUAUACUCCAGUGCCUCUGCCAUGAAGGAGAGAAGAAGAGGAUUUCUGGUCCGACAGGCUUCGCUGAGUGUCUAUCCAGAGGCAGUAGCUCAGGAGUCUUCAAGUGAGAUGGCAAUCAAACAGGAAGAACAUGGGUCUUGGUCAACCGCCCCUGGUGGUGAUGUUAUGAGGAGCAAGAGAGGUGGCAGUGGUGUGGGCUCUCAUCCUCACCAGCAGCAUGCUCAGUACAUACUCCAACAGAGCAUCAGUGAAGACAGUCUGCAAGAUGAACCUCUUCAUGUCAGGCCCCAGCACUACCGCCUACAGACCCAGGGAUCUUCAUCAGAAGGAGAACAUCAAGAGGUCAUGAACAAGGAAAUCAUGCAACAAUAUCCAAGUGGCCCACCAUUUAUACCUUUCCCACAACAAGGUUUAUACUGGAGCCAAGAUGGCGGACAGAUCCCUAGACAUCAACUGGCCAUUCAAGCACAACAACAACUUCAAAAACUCCACAUCCGCUCUCCUGGACAUCCCACCCACAAACAUUCAAUCCUCGAUCAGCCGCCUCCAGAUGCAAAAGCGGAAACUUCCCAAAUGUAUCCUGUGAGUUUUUCAUCUCGUAGUUCACCACUAUCUCAGCCUCACUAUGUAUCUAAGGCUAGCCAAUCCACCUCCACCACCAGUUCAAUGCUUUUGCAACAGAUCCAACCAGUAUUUGCGACACAAAAUGCAAACCCACAAGCCUCUCUACCUGGUAUGCUAGUUCCUGUUCGUAUACACACCAAUGUGCCAUCUUUCGGUAGUGUUAUGUACACCAGUGUUAGCCAGCUAGUACCUUCACAAGACAGUGGACAACUCAUCAAAGUUACAGAUAGCAUACCUCCAAGCAAACCACCUUCAGGGGGAAUUUUAGGCGGUAUCAGCGGUACUGGAUUCAACUUAGCGCACUUCCUGGGACAAACUGAUCUUUCUGCAAUAAGAAAGUCACCAAAUUUAGCAUGUCUUAACACGGGAAUCCCACUAUCGCUAACAUCAGGGACAAUUUCUACAACAGAUGCAUCUAGCUCAGCAGUUGGUGGGAAACGUAUGCUAUCACCAACCAGUUCUUUGGAGUUGUUCUUUCAAACCAAGCAUCAAAAACGUGUCAAAGAAGAAAGAAUGUAUGGACAAAUUGUCAAAGAGAUGAGCGCUGUGGAGUUAAGCGGUGUGGAAACCAAAGCCAAACAAUACAACCAAUCACAAUCAAGUGAAGAAGUUGAUGAAUCAGAAAGAAUGUCCCAGUCUCCUCCUUUAAGUGAUGUGCCUACCAAAAUUUCCAUUCCCGUUAGAUCUUCUGCACCGCAACCUCCAGAUUUGCCUCGAGCUGAAAGUUUUACUCCUCCUUUGCAAAUUGUUACCGUUCGUUCACCAAAAACCAGCGGAAGAGAUUCACCAGAAGACCUUGAUAUUGAUGUUUCCAAUCCUAGCCCACAAUCAAUGGCAUCUAAUGAUGGAGAGGAUAGCGAUAGCCCCAAGAAAUCCAAUGCUAAAUCCCCUGUUAGCGUUCUAGUCCAGCUUGCUGCUAACCAAAAUAUUGGACAAUCUGGACAGACUUUGCAAGUGACAGAUACAGCAGAUGCCCAGCAGUUUUUCCAGUUCCCAAGCUUAAGAACUCUUAGCAAAGUUAGCUGGUGCUUUUUGAACUACACCAAACCAAACAGCAAUCUGAUUAGUGAACGUAACUCAGUCUAUAGUUCUUGGUGUGUUAGUUCCUACAAUCCCAACCCUCUGAAUCUUAGCACGAAAGCAGCACUAGCUCUACUCCGGUCUAAACAAAAGAGAUACGCAGACUGGAUCUUCACCACUGCACCCCUGUCGCCUCCAAGCUCUGGGAAGCUGGUCUCGUCUAUUGCCUGGAAGCUACGGUUUGAUCAGUUGAAGCCAGAGUUGAUGCCUGUUGAUGUGAGUAAAUUUGGGAAGAAGAUGAAGGGAGUGGUUUCCUGGGACCGGUCCAAAGAAGAUCAGGGAGAGAAGGAGGUGUCAGUCAAACCACCUGCCGUAGAGCCCACCCGAAUCAAGAUCUUUGAAGGAGGGUACAAAUCGAAUGAGGACUAUGUGUAUGUUCGCGGGCGUGGUCGUGGGAAGUACAUCUGUGAGGAGUGUGGGAUCAGAUGUAAAAAGCCCAGUAUGUUAAAGAAACACAUUCGCACUCACACUGAUGUCCGGCCCUAUGUCUGCAAGUACUGCAACUUUGCCUUCAAGACUAAAGGAAAUCUGACAAAGCACAUGAAGUCAAAGGCCCACAUGAAGAAGUGUCUGGAGCUCGGAGUGUCUAUGUCGUCAGUGGAGGACACAGAGGCAGAUGAAGGAGAUGCAGUGGAGGAUCGCUCAGGAAAACUCCAGUCCUCUCUUGAGCCGCACCAGUUCUCGGACGCCGACGACUCUGACGGUGAGGAGCUGGACGAAGACGAGGAGGACGAAGAGGACGACUAUGACGGAGACUCCACCCCCAAAACCCGCUCGCGCUCCACCAGCCCCCAACCGUAUGGCCUACCUGCUAUGUCCAUCACAUCUGUGGCCCCUCAGCUCUCCCCACAAUCCCCUCACCCCUCUGGCUCUCCGGACAUCUUGGGAAACUCCUCCAAACCGCCUCCUUCUCUGUUCGGAUACUUCACAACAGUCCCGAGUAUUCAAAUCACUCCGCAAGCUUCGCAUUCUGUUGAUUCAAAGGAGCAAUUCCAGCGCGGGACGACUGGGAAUAGACUCCUUGUUCCGCCAUCUUUAGAUGAGGAGUUGUCCAUGUCAUCUUCCGAUCUUUGCACCCCGUCUCGCCUCUCUUCUCCGGGAUUGGACCACUCCGGAUGUCCCUCCCCCAUCUCUCCAUCCUCCUCCCCCUCGGCUCGUCGCUACCUCUCCCCGCACCGAGAGCUCUCGCCCAGGUCUGGACACCUAUCUCCUCGCAGGGAUGUUUCGCCAUUACGCCACAUAACAGGGACUUAUAGGAGAGAUUUGUCACCCCGAAGAGGUCAUCUUUCUCUGCUGUCUCCGCUGUCCAGACCCACAUCACCUGGAGGAAGCAGAGAUUUUAAGAGGGAUCUGUCCCCUAGAGGGCGCCACCGGGGGAUGAUUAGACCACUGUCCCCAAGAAGAGGGCUACAACAUCAGCACCUCCUGCACCAAAGCCAGCAGAGUGGGUCUCGUAGCCUUAGGGCCGGUCUCCAGUCUGGGCUGUUGGGUCAGACACGAGCCAGUGCCGACAUGGAGACGGAUCAUUUGGGUUCAUCCUCUCCAGAUGGGAACAGGGGAAGUCCUCCUCAUCAAGUCCUAUACAGUCACCUUCCUCUACACUCACAGCUACAGGUGCGCUCUCCAUUCCCAAUGAUCCCUAUCGGUGGCAUCCAGAUGGUCCACUCCGUCCCAGUUUCGGUGAAUUCUCCUCUGCCUCAACACGCCCCCGCGCCUCACACCUCGGCUACAUCCCCCCGAAUCGUCAACCUUCAGAAAAGCACCUCUGAGGACUCGAACCAGGGCGACUCGACCCCUCCUCCCCCUCCUCAUCUCCACAGAAACAUCUCACCUUCUCCUCAAACGCCACAAGACCCAGCACGGCCCGGGGAAUCGGAGGAGGGUAUUCAAACUUUCACUGACAACUUCUCGUCCCUCUGCAUCGAUUCAGAGGCAACCUCGGACGAAGCGAAAUCACAAAAUACGCCAUUGCACUUUAGCCAGUCGCCAACUCCCAGCCCCUCCUCAGAAAGCACAAUAGGAAGCAAAGAACCAGCUUCAUAACGUUAAAACGAAGGGAUUCAGUGCAAGUUUGAGAGACACGUUUUGCACAUGCAUUAUCUUAAUAGUCUCGUAUGUAAAAAGCAUAUUGUCCGGGGCUACAAUUUUUAAUUUAAAGACAUUGAAACCGAUCGACACCUGGACUAAAGGUUGGUCGGGAGGUACGAAAAAUUCUAAAUUACGUGUGCCUUUUUUCAUUAUUUUAGUUUUUUGUCUUGCUUAUUUCUUAUAAGCAACAAACCAGGAAGGUAAUUGUAAAUAUGAUAUACAGUGUAUCAGCUUUGUAUUCAUGCAAUCUCCCCCAUGUCCUUAUACCCCCUCUUUCUUUUACGUCAUGUGAUUUUUGUUCUUUUUAGUCACCUUAAACAAGCGAUGUGAAGUUACGGAUUAUUACGUACGGUUGCACUAAAACAUAUUUUUAUAAGAGUGAAAUUUAAAAAUGGCUUUUUUGUGUACAGCAGCAAUUCUAUAAUACUAUUUAUUAUUGUUACCAUGUUUCAUAAAUUGUACAUUUUUUUCUUAAAUGUCGUGGAUGCCUUUUCUAUGUAAAGCAUGGGUUUUGCUAUGGCUUUAGUUAGAGCGAGGAUAUGUACACUGUAAAAUGGCUUUAUGUGUGAGACCAACACGCUCUCGAGUAUGUAGAAAUGUGUGUUCAAUGUCUCUACUGAUGCUGAAGAAGUUAUUUCCCCACCAUCUAUCAAAUACUUUAAGAAUAUAGUCUCUUGAUUUGAGCAGUUUUGACUUGACAAUUCAAUUAUCUAUCAAUGAAACCCAACUUUUUGUACUUAAAGUGAGAGAAAAAACAUCUUGUUAUACUUAAAAAAAAAAAAAAGAAAAAAAGUUUGCACUUAAAAUGAGAAAAAAAUAUUGUUCCAUUGGUAGAUUAUUUUACUUGACAAAUCAAAUCUACUCCAAUAUGUAAUUUUAACUCGCUCAGAUACUUUUGGUACUAUACCCUGCUUUUUCUGUUUCCAUUUCAAAAAGACACAUCUAUGCAUACACACAUUAAUACAACUGUCAAAAGAUUAGUAUUGCAAAGCUAUAAUUUUUUUUUUAGUAUUCUCAUUUUGAGAGUUUAAAUGUCCCCAUACGAUUCACAUUUUGACUAGAUUUUCUCCUCUAUGGGUACAGUUCAUGUUCGUAGAUACAAAGAAUAUUAUUUCAGGAAAUUAUUGAAACUCUGGUGUACAAAAAAUGCAAAAUAUUAUCCUAAGAUUGUAGGGGGCGCUGUCAGCAUCAGUACAGAGCCAUUGACCACAUCUGUAACUCCAUAUGGGAAUGUGUUGCUUUGGAUCUAUUUAAAUCGGUCUAUGUGGCUGACUUAGACGCUUAUACACAUAGAAGUACGUAUGUUACCCAGCAUAUAAAUACAAUAUAUAAAUCUAUCUAUUCUCUAUCUAUGUGCACUUAACAUUAGAGACAUUCACAUUGACGUAGUUUGGCUUGUACAUUUCCGCUGCUCUUUCUGCCUGUUGUGGACUUUUUUACAUUAUUCUUCUGUGUGAUGGAUCUUUGUUUUUAGGAGUCUGCAUUGAGCAUUAAGUGAAUGCAUCGUGGCAUUUAGCACACGUCACCUGUUAAACAAUAACAAUCUAAUGCAGAAACAUUCCAGUCCAUGUAAAGUAACCACUUUAACUACUUUUCACAUACAAUCCUUUGGUGAAUAGCUAUGAAUCAGUUCCUCUUCCAAACAUCUGAAAAUGUUAAAGAAUGUAGGUAAUCUUGUCUUUUUGUUAAGCUUCUCUUUCUAAUGUACACUCAAUUAUCAAUUAUAUAGGAAAGUCCAACAAUGAAGAAUAUGGGAUCUUUUGAAUUCAAAUGAUUGGAAGUAAGCCUUGUAGCCUUUUUUAUAUUGAAAACAGAUGAUCAGUUAACCAAAGCUGUAACGGGUUAAAUAAAAUUUACCCUACUAGUUAAGCUUAUUGUAAACCAAAUUAAAGGUUGCCAAAGAAUGAUACUUCUUCACUGAAUGUAAAACUUGAAGAAAAGAAGCAUCAGUACUGAUGGUCCGUCACUAUAUAAACUGUCAAACAGUUGAUACUGUCAGUGACUUUGAAAUGCAGUCUGUUGCUCACAUCAGAUUAUUCAUGUUUUCAAAGAAAUCUUAGUAACCACAGUUACUCUGACUAAUAAAAUACCAGAUGGUUUUAAACAAUAGACAGGACAGGAUAUGUUUCUUAACUCUUGACAUGAACAAAGCCAUGGUCUAAAAAACAUUUAAAGACUGCAGUUACAUUAUAAAAUAAAAUAACAAAGGACAAAGAGAAAAUGGACAAAUUCAAAUCUAUUCACCAAACUCUGAAGCCAAAAGCACCUUACUCAUACAUCUCUCUCUCUCUCUCUUUCUCUCUCUCUUUCUCUUUCUCUUUCUCUCUCUCUCUCUCUCUCUCGUGCAUUAAAGCUCCGUCCUAACAGUCUGACUAAUCCUUCUGUACAUUCUCGCUUCUCUCUCCUCAGCAUCCAUUUUGUAGCUAAGCAAUAUUUCUGUGAACUCUGCUGGCGGCAGGGAGUGUUCUUGUUGCAAGGCAACAUUAGUUAAACCCUUGAAUCAGGAGUUAGUGGGAGUUUGUGGACACUUGGGUGCAUUUCUCUGUAUUCUCGGUGUGUAUUCAAACCAAUAUAUCCUCUACUACUUCUUAUGACGAUGUUUUUUCUAUUUCCUGUUAUGUACUAAACUUAUCAUGACAACAAUGAUGUCUUUAAAUCUCUCAGAAAUAUCAAAGCACAAGUCAUUGUAUAGAAAUGACGAGCGUAAGAAAAAGGACAAAAAAAAGAUGGUGUGCGUUUAAGGGUAACUCUGUGACGGUGUCUGUAUCAUGUCUGAGUGAGGAGUCGCAGUACAAGUGGACAAUGGAUUGUUGUUUUCAAAUAAAUAUGAAUACAAAUUUA
Molecule: messenger RNA, 10497 nt
Organism: Periophthalmus magnuspinnatus
Lineage: Eukaryota; Metazoa; Chordata; Actinopteri; Gobiiformes; Gobiidae
Gene: hivep2a
Product: HIVEP zinc finger 2a
Exons: 18
Coding region: 910-7611 (2233 amino acids)
Biological process (GO): regulation of transcription by RNA polymerase II
Cellular component (GO): nucleus
Molecular function (GO): DNA-binding transcription factor activity, RNA polymerase II-specific; RNA polymerase II cis-regulatory region sequence-specific DNA binding
Source: RefSeq, a predicted model, not a curated record